UAAUAAGGUGCUAUCUGGAAGCACCAUUAAGUUUAAUGUUUUCAAGGAUAAAUGAUGAGCAUAUUAGUUGUCCCCACUACAUGCAAAAGGAGAAUGCUAGGCAACUAACUACAGUAUGUGGCUGUUUCAUUUCCUCAUGUUAUUGUGUUUUGCAAGCAAACUGCAGCUUGACAAAAAUGGCCAAGAGGGACAAUGUCAGGGCCUGAGAGAAGGUCUGCUUUUAAAGCAGAUUGCUUGUCCUGCUGUGAAGUAGCAAAAAGCUAGAGAGGGCAGUGCCUGGAGGAGGCACUGCUGUGUAGGUCAAGUUCUUCGACAGCAGAACCCUCUAGCAGAAGUUGACCUUUCGGCAACUGUUGGACACAAUAGCUCCUAAGCAGUUUCUGAAAGGACUUCUGAAAGUAUCUAUUUUCACAAAAUUAGAGUUGUGGACAAUGAACCAGCUUCAUGAUCCACAUCGGCUUCUUUUUCCUGGAGUGGUGGUAUGGUUUAAAGCCGGUACGUGUUCCCAGGUCUGUUUCCUUCACGAUAGAAAGUCCUGGAUUCUUGUACAUUUCAGGUUAGCGGCACCCAUAUUUAACAAUAUAAAUUAUGAAAAGAACACAGGCACUUCAAAGGUUAGCUGAGUAAACAGUACAUGAAGUUUUGUAGAUAUCAGGGAGUUUCUGAAGCUGCACUUGGCCAUUUUCUCUAAGCCAGCCUUUUUGGACCUGGAUAUUUGGCUAAUGGACAUUUUUUUAAAAAAUAGAUGCAGUUUUUAUAGGUUUUUAUUUUCACUAAAAUUCUGUUUCUGUUAGUUCUUGCUUGUUCCAUUGGGAGGCUCAGACCUCACUAUUAACCAUUGUAAAAAAACCCCUCUUUUUUUACCUCAACUUUUCCUUUGAGUCCCCAGAAGCCAUUUCCUUAAUUUUAUAAGACUGACAAUUUAGAAAAACUUUUAACCGGUUUGGACUGAUUGAAGUUUAGGAAGAUGCAUUUUAGGGGGUAGUAACACGUAUACAUGCAUUAUUGGUAGUUUGGUUAAUUAUUUUUAUUUGCAACUCUAACCUUGCUUUCCAUUUAUAAAUUGCAGUUUUAUAUUUCAUUCAUACAUUCUUUUUAUUCUUAUAUUUCAGUUACUGCAGAGUUUUUAUAUUUUUGUCAUUUAUAUGCUUUGAUUUUAUAAAUAUUUCCAAUUUAUUUUGUUUUUCAGUAUAUACAUACAUAAGAGGGGAUCAGCAUUGCACCCAUUGCCUCUGCCCAUGAUUUCUAUGUGUUAAGUGAAAGUGACCUUUUUGGUUAUAAUUUAUCUGUUUCUGUUUUUAACGUUGUUGUUUUUAUAUUGAUGCAUGAUACUUUUAACUUGUAACUCUGAAAUUGCUUGCAAUGAAGAAAGGGAUAUAAAUAUUUAUAACAAAUAAAUAACAGUGUUAAAUUGGCCUCUAUGUGUGUAUAGCUAUGACCCUGUGUGAACAGGGUUCCCAAUUUAUUAUCAGACUUUUGCACAAUUAAGUACCGUACAGUGUACAGCAAUUAGCUUGAUGGUUAUAUAGCUUGCCUUGUAACAUACUGAAUAUCUUGUGUGGCUGUUUGGAGUUUUUAAAGAAGGCAUAUUAGUGACCGUAAAUGAGCUAUCCAUAAUUGUCCAUGAGUAAAAGCUGACCAAGGAAUCUGGCAGAAAUGGGUGGAAAAACAGCUGAAAUAAUAUUUUUGGGUGAAACAAUAGUUUAUUGUUGCCCUUCAUUUAUUUUAUGAAAACAAGGUGUUGUAUAACUAAAGACAUACAUAAGUUGCUUGUUUCUGUAAAUGUGCUAUAUGGAAAACUCAUAUAAUAAAAAGAACAAAGCAUUGAGGAUGCUGUCCCAUAACAUCUGAGGGGCCACAUGUUCUCCACUUAUAAAACUUAAAACAUGUGAAGCUGGCCAGUUUUUAAUUAACCAAAAGCCAACACUGGUUUAAGCAGCCCCAGGUAGGGCCAGCACAAGAAUCACUCAGCCAUGCGGUUAACCAGUGCCAGUAAAACAACACUAUCUCAGUGAAUGCUGCCGCUCUCAUGUCCUGUUAAAGCUCAAAACUGAGCAGCCUGCUUCUUAAGAAAAAUUAUUGCAGGACCACUAGAAGACUGAGUUCCUUAUCUUCUGCUAGCAAUCGCCUGCAGUCCUUAAACCAAAAGCUCCACCUCCUUUCUGACAGAGGGAGAAGGGAGUCAGCAAGCUUAGAACACUUGAUUUUAAAAAGCAAAGGUUUUUGAGGAUAUGCAAUGCCACCCACCCACCUAUUGCUCUGUUGAAGUCUUCUAGAGGAGUUCUACUGGGGGCUGGCCAAUUGUUUCUUUUCUUUUUGGAGCCGAACUCCUCCCCUUCUGCAGGCCCAGGCUUACUAGCUAUAUUGUAGCUAUUCUCUGCAGCCUCUUAAGAGCAGAUUCAGACCUGCUGCCUUGGUGUGGUGGGGCUGCAGACGGUUGCCUGCCAUGGAGUCGCAAGAUGCAGCUGCUCAGUCUCUCCGGGCCCCCAAAUGCUCACGCUGCCGGAACCACGGCUUUGUGGUACCCGUGAAGGGCCACGCAGGCCACUGCCGCUGGAAGCAGUGCCCAUGUGAAAAAUGUGCUCUCAUUACUGAACGCCAGAAGAUCAUGGCUGCACAGAAGGCCUUGAAGAGGCAGGGACCGGACUCCCCACUCAGGGAAAUGUUGCCACCUGGUCAGCACAGUCCCAGCGAUGAACAGGUGGCAACCACAGGUAGCGGCAGAAAGUGCUCCAGGCUGAAUCUUUCAGAACCCCACACCCAGGGGCCUGUUGUGCAGGAAGGAGCCAAGGGGACUUCUGCAGCAGUUAGCCACUCUAUGAGGACAAGGACUGCCAGGACACCACCCAAACCCAGCUCUCCAACCUUCAUAGACUUAGGUAUGUGGCCCAGCUCAAAGCUCUGCUUCAAACAGGCUGAUGUGUUCAUAGCCAUUAUUUUAAUGUAUUUUUAAUCUUUGUUGGAAGCUGCCCAGAGUGGCUGGGGAAGCCCAGCCAGAUGGGCAGGGUACAAAUAAAUUAUUAUUAUUAUUAUUAUUUUAUUUUGCAUAUAUGCACCAAAUGUUCCACCUGCUCUGCCUCAGUAAUUUCUGUUUUCUGUUGUUGAGAUUUAGUACUCGUGCUAUUUGGGAUUUAUUCUUCCCUGAAAAAAGAUAGUAUGGAUUUAUUUAUUUAUUUUGCAGUUCCAUAUCCUGCUUGAGGACUUUGUAGCUGCAGGAAUUUAGUCUUGGAUGCUGCUUGACCAUGUUUCAUUGUUGCAGAAAAGAAAGAAAAACCACCCCACAAAUCUAUGCAGCCGGUCUUUGUUUUAAGAGUGAAAUGAGCUUGCAGCAGGCCCUGCGCAGCACUGAAUUGCCAAUAGAGCAACAAGACUAACCCAGAGUCUGGACUUAAAAUGAAGUUUGUUGUAUUUUACAGGCAUCUCCUUUAGCAAGGGGAAUAUAUCACAGCCAGUGCAAAUAAACAGGGAAGUUACUGCCAUUUGUUAGGACCGGGUGUGUAAAAUAUAAAAGAGAAAAGAAAACCUGGGAUUUGACUGUCGUCUUAUGAAAAAUUAUUUUUGCAAUGAAAGUGGUGCUCAUAUGUGGCUGCUUUUACACAUAUCUAGAGCUGCAGUGAAUUUUGGGAGGGGAAAAUCAAGAUCUAACUUUGCAAAAUUAAAUUUUAUUUUACAAUACUUAGAUUUUUUUGCUCUGCAUUCUCAUUAUUGAAUUUAAGGGUUAAAGUAACAACAUGGAGUUUAGAAAAUGUUAAAUCUAGCAAGUUGAUAGCAAUACUGCCUUAAAUCAACAAGCUGUAAGUAAAACAAAUUUAUCAAAAACAUAUAUGUUGCAAAAUGUCUUUAAGCUCUGCAAUUUUCCUCAGUUUUAAAUUUUCAGAACAUGUUGGUUCAGUUCUAAAAAAUAUGUGGUUAAUAUGACUUCAACAUGCUCUCUAGCUGUUUAAUUCUAUUAUCUCUAUUUUGUGCUAUCUUUAAUUGUGGUUUGCCAUCUACUGGUUUGUUAGUGUACUAAACACUAUUAAAACAGCCUGUAUGUUAUUCUUUUAUUUAGACUUAGCAUUAAACCUGUGAGCUUGUUUUCAAAUGCAUCAGGUUGUGUUUUGUUUUGUUUCGAAAUACUGAUAAAUCUUCCAGCCACAAGUGCUGCAAAUUCAGAGGCCCUGGUAGUGUUUAACUUAGCUUCAAUACUACAUGGUGUCUAGAAUCUUUUAACCUGUGAGUAGGAAUGGUGUCUCUGGACAUUCUCCAGCUGGGUGGGAGCCAUUUAUCCAUGAGUACCUCUACAUAGCUGUAAAAACAUUUAGAUAACCCAGCCAGAGGUGUAACUGGGUCCCUUGCACCCUUGGCAAGGAGCUGUAUUGGUGGCACCACCCCCAGAAAAAAAUCUGACUUUACCGUAAUAGCCACAUUAGAAAUUGCUGCAUUUUAUGCUACCUAAGUACUUGAAGUGACCGGAGUUAGUGUGAGGAUUGGAGGAAGGGUGAAAACAUUUGCAUGUCUUUGUUCUGUGGUGCAACAAGGAUGGGAAGCUUGUUCCACUUUUGAUCUCACCACGACAGUGGUCUACCUUCAUACCGCCUUGCCAUUUCUCCUACAGCUCAGCUCCCCACUCUUGUCUAAAUUCACAACUUUGCACAGAUAGCUGGAGAAAGAUUUCUGGGGUGAUUAGUCCUUCUCCCUGGGCCUGCGCCUCCAGCGAAGGCCUGUUUCACCAGCCCCUAAGUACACCUCUGAACCCAGCUAUGUAGGUACAACCCAAUUGUAAGGUUCUUUCCCACAGACCUGGCAAUUUGCCCCAGUGCAGUGAGAAUUAUGACCUUCUCUCCAUGUUUUGGCAAUUUAAGCAUCCUAGCUGCACAGAGCUGGUCCUGGAUAAUCAUCUCAUACAAUCUCAAUCAUACAAUGUUGGGAGGACAUCUAAAAAGGACCUACUCAUGAAUAUUCAAAUAGUGGAAGCACAGCAUUUUCAAGAUGCUAAAAUACAUGGAAAUCUUACAUAUAUUGUUUAUAACACUAUUCCGUUCAACUAUUCUAUUUCUCUGUAGACCAGCCUCAAGAAUGUGUUGUUGUGGGCCCAGAAUCUGUGGAGAGGGAGCCUCCGAAAGUGUAUCCCGGGUACUCUGGGAUGUACCCUUACCAUCCAUUUUCUGUUGGAUUCACUAUCAACCAAUCAGGCUACAGAGGCCCUUCACCUGCCUCUGUCUUGCCCCUGCAAGCAGGUUUCAGGCACUUUCCUAGCAGUCAUGGGCCAGGAGGUGUUGCUUCUAUGCCAGUAAGUGACGUUUUAUCCAUAGUACUCCUUAAUGCAAGCUUGAAUGCAGGAGCUCAGGUCUUGAAAUAUACUUGCAGAAAGAAAGAAAGAAAACCCUUUGCCUCUGGUUGCAUCAGUCUUGAAUUGUAUGUAGACAAAACAAAAAAGGGGUAAAUUUCAGGAUUAAACAAAACUUGUCCCUUUAAUUUUAUUGAGUUUUCCACCUUACCAACUCCUGGUCUUGAAUAUAGAUAAUAUCUCUGGGAGUGUUUCAGAUUGGCUACUAUUAGGAACUGUACAAACUGGAUGCACAUUGGAAUGAGCUUCCAGACAGGCAGCUCCUAGUGCCAUCCAUUCAUGGCUUUUCUGCUGUAAGCUACAAUUGGAAUUGACUUUCUACACUAUCACUCUGUGUAUAGACCUGCUAUGUUCCAUCCUCAUCACUGGAUGUGAAACAGCUGCUGUGGGUGGAAAAGAAGGUCCAAAUCAUGUGAGCAGCUACUGGAAGAGAAGCAUGUAUUUGUUAUACUGAUAAAGCAGUCUAUAAAUUUUGUUAAAUGAAAAAAUAAAGACAGCCUUUGUAGCUGGUGCCAUUUUAGCAGCUUGCUUAGUUUUGUAUCAAUAUUUAAUGCCAGUGUGUAUUUUAUGGCUAUCUGCUUUUAAUCAAAUGGGUAUUAUAGUGGUAAUAAAAACUAAAAAUCCUCCCUGAUCACUGCCAUUAACCACAUUGCUAAAAUGGUGUUGACGACAAAGGGGUUUUUAUUUCAUUUAAAAAGGUAAAGCCAGAAAAGCGUUUUAGUGCUAAUUAAAAUAUCAACUAAAAAAAGGUAGAGUGAUAUAAUUGUUUCCACCACAAAGGUAAUAGCAUAUAUAUGUUGUGAUAGAUCAAUGCCCACAGGAAAAUAUUGCUGUUCUAAAAGGAAGAGAUUGCAUUACUCUUCUGUUCUCCUGAAAAAGGUGCCUGUUAUCAUGGAAACUGAUUAAUCAAUUGCAUAAUAAAGUCAGACAUUUCGGUAUAUGUCUGUUCUUCUGAGGAAAGACAGUAGAACAGGAAAAAUACAAUGCAACAGCUGUGUAGCUGUCUUGUAAAGAGUAAGUGAAGCAUGACUAUCCCACACAAAAUGCCAGGUUUGAAGUACCUUAAAUGUGAUUUAACCACUACUUUCAACAGAUAUGUGCAUCCAAGUUCAGGUGUUCUCCUUUGCUUUCAGUGGGGUACAUAUUUGGUUGUUCACUCAGAAAUAAUCCUCAUUUUAAAUACCCAGCUCCUAGAUGGCACAAAAUAUAGUGUAUCCAUACACUGAUAAUUGUUUCUUCAAAGUGAAAGUAAAUCGGACAGAAUUUGACAGAAGGUGGUUUCAAGGUAUCUACGCUAGAGGAACCCACAUCAGAAAUUGAACCCGCUGGAUAACUGAACUAAUCAUUCUCUUGGGGUUUUAGGCCCCCCCCUUUUUAGUACAUAUUGCAACUGGCUCCUGUUAGGGCACAUGUACAUGGAGAACUUUGCCCAUGUUCACAGUUUUGCAUUUGAAUGGAAGAUCAGGACACCGUAAAUGGAAAUGGUAUGGAAAUGUAAAUGCAAAAUGGGUUCCCAGUAUGAUGAAAACUGCCAUAAUUACCCCAGUCAACCUGGAAUACGGUAGCUAGGUGCAAAAAAGGACAGGGCUCCUGUAAUUUAUCGGUAGCAGCUUGUAAUGCAAGCUACAGCUGUAGAAUUUCCUUCUUCUGCACAACUAUUAAAGCUGCAGGACCCUGAACAUAAGUUCAUAAGGAAAGCCAAAGGCCCAUCUACUCCAGCAUACUGUUCUUUCAGUGGCCAACCAGAUGGAAGCCUGCAAGCAGGUCCGGAGUGCACAACACUUUUCCCACAUUUGGUUCCUAGCAAAUGGCAUCCUAUAUCUGACACUGGAAGUAGAGCAUAGCCACAAUGACCUCUUUUGCUCCUGGUCAACCUACACAUAAAUCUUCGUAAACAGUUCAGAAUUAUAUGAUGAUAAAACACAUUUUGUCUUAGCCUUCUGCCCUUUUAUGUAUUCACACUGAAACCAAAUACCUUUGUCUCUUUGCCUUCACGCAGAUGCAAGAUGUAGGUGGAGAUUUUUGUCCAGGUUAUUACACUCCAUUGCCACCUUUUAUACCUCAGGGAUUUCUGCCAGGGAUUCACUACAUUCCGCCACCUCUCCCACUGAAUGUUGUGGCUGAAGCUACAAAGGAAACAUCUGGUAAGCAUUCAAAAGGUUCCGUUGGUUGCAUAGCAGGUGUGUUGUGGCUGUCCACCCAGACAGGAAGGGGAUAAAUAACAACUAAGACAAGUGUAUGGACCACAACAUUCACAUGACCACAGUGAGGUAAGCGUGGCGUUAGGUUAGGAUCCGUUAUCCUGAAAGACUCCUGAUAUGGAGGCCAAUACGCCAUCCCAACAUGCCUGUUGGGGAAUCCCAUGGAGUUUGGCUAGUGUGAAAGGAUGCCAUGUGACUAGUAUCCUGCUGGUAACCUGAUAUGCAUAGUGACAGGAGUGGAGCGUCUGGGCCAGACCUGGUAGGAGGGUCCCAAAGAUGACAAUGAUUAUAUAUUUAUUUAUAAUCUCCCUUUCUCCCUGACAGGGACUCAAGGAAGUUUACGGAUAAGAACAGCUAAAGGAAACUAUCAUUAAAAAGCAAUUAAACAGCAAUAGAAAAAAAGACUUUGGCAAUCCCACCUGCCACUGAACUCAGUGUGUUUUGUUUAUAUGCAAUUUUAUGCACUAUCCCUGGAAUGUAACUCCUGCAUUAGUUGAGAGUCACCUGUACUCUGUACUGACUGGCAGCUGCUCUCCAGGGUUUCAGGCAGAAUAUUUCCGUUACCAGGAGACACUAGGCAUUGAACCUAUAACCUUUUGCCCCGUGUGGGGUGUGUUUUACCACUGAGCUAUAGCACUUCCCUCUUUAGCAUGGUCCUUCUUAAAAUAUUUAGCUCCUGUUUGCUUUUCAUCUUGAAUUGUGGAAAUAUAAAUUAAUAGCUGCUGUCAGAUUUGGUAAGGUCAAGGAAAAACCACACACAAAAAAACCCCUUAAGUAUUGUAUUUACCUUUCUUGGUUUCAUGCCUUUAGCCAGUGUAGGGGAAAAUCAAGCAUACUAUGGGCAACCUUUGGCUGGCUCACAGCCGUGAUACAGAAACAUUUUCCACAGUUUCAAACAGAGUUAACUUUUCCCUUCAGAAGAACUACUUUUCCUGUUCUGCCACAAACAUGGCUGGUAUAAACAUGCUGAAAUAACUCAUGAAAUAGCUCUUAUUUGUAUGUUCAUGCCUACCUGUUGUUGUUUUUUAAAAUCCUAUGUAUGAAAAGCUAGCACAUCAAAGAAAAGGCUAGACUUGAAACUCUUUCCCUAUACAUGUGCUUUGUUUUUGAUGCAGAGAAGCACUCACAACUAUGUGACCUAAAUACAUACUCUGAAGCACCACAUACUGUUUUGUGUACAUAAUUAGGUUGCCUGAAAACUGAAAAAUUGUUUGCUUCCUAGCAGCAGCUUGUCUCAAGCUGAGAAGGUAUGUUUUGAAAAGCUGCUAACUUCAACAUGGGAACAAAGUUCAUUUUGUAAAAGCACUAUAUGUAUAUUCUCCUUUGCUUGCAAGAUGCUUUUUUCUAAUGGAUCUAGCUGAUAGUGCUGUCUGGCAGGCACACUUCUGCUAGUAGUGAAAUGCUCCUUCAACCCUUGCUUUCACAAGUAUAUUUAUCUGAUUUAGUCCUCUGUGUAUUUAGUCAUACGUAUCUUUAGCCAAAUGGAUUUACAGAAAGUCAGAUAUUAUUGACGGACAGUUCUAAGUCAUACUCAUAGAUGACCCAGACUAACAAAUCCAUUAAUUUCAGUAAUCUAUUCAGGUUAUGAGUCAGAUACCACCCCAGAUUUUAAAGGAACAGAGACAAUCUUUCCAUUCUUUUCUCACAUUCUAUAGCAUGAAUGUGGGACGUGAAAAUUAUUUUUGGAGUUUUAAGUUCUGAUGUUUAAUUUUUGAGUAGCCACAAGAGGGCAAACUACUUGGAAAUUAAUCUCAAACUCUUGAGUUGUCAAUUUGGGGGGGCAGUUGUUUGAAACUUUAAGGAUUUAAUAGCAUCUUUGUAGACUACAUAAAGUAAGUUGUAUAUUUGCAGUAGUAUUGGGGAGUUGAUCUAAUAAGCCACCAUCUGCGAACAAGAAAGAUACAAGCUAUAAUAACAUGAGGUGAUAAGCUUAUUUGUCUUUCAAAUAUUCGUAUGAUUCAAGAUCAAAAAUGGACAUGAAAUUAAAACAAACAGAGAAUUCCUUGGAUUAUUUGUAAAGAGCAGAUUCAUACAAAGAACCUGAAAUCACUGGAUUGUUCUUCUGUUCUGUAUUUCAGCUACACUUGCAGAUAGCCAGGAUUCUGGAGUGAUAUCUGAACGCAGCCUGUCAUCUUCUCAGGAAGAUGCCAGUGGAAAAUGUUCCUCAUAUUCUGAGCACUAAAUGCACCAAGAAGUCAUGUUCAAAUGUUGACUUCAAGUGGUGCCAUUCUGAAAGCGAUGUUUCGUUUUGCGUCACUGACUGGUCAUGUCAGUAUUUGGGUUGGUAUUGUUCACAACAUAUCUAUCAGGUGCUAUUCACACAGCAAUUUCCGCUGCUUGGUGCCUUAGUGCCAAAGUGGAAGUUUAGGAAUCUUCAUAGUCUGUUUCUGACAUGCAGUUGGACAGGAGGUUAAUGCAGGAUUAAUGUAAACUGUAGGAGAUCAGAUGUGCUCAAGUACAUUCGAUCCCCAAAUAAAGUUGUGUCUGGUCACACUUUCACACCACCUACCAGCCUGUGCUUGUGAAAGUGGAUAUUCUAGCCAUUUCUUGGCUUGCCAGCUUUUGUUAUCUGCUUCUGUCUGAGCCUUUAACAAGAGUUUGCUAUGUAGAUAUUAGCAGGCGAUAAUGAUUAUCUCCAUUGCUUAAUUUGCUAAUUCUUCCAUAUCAGGCUGGUAUUAAAACCCCAGAAUCAGGCUAAUUCUUUUUCUGACAAGUUGGCAGCCCUAACUUACGCUUGUGCUGCAGCUGUGUAUUUCUUUCAAAGUUCAGGAGAGGAACUAUAGAGGGAUGGCUCAGACGCUUUUUUAUGCUUCAGCAGGUAUUAGAGCUGCAAUACACAUAAUGGGAAGAACCUUCUCCCUAAACAGAAAUGUUUAUAGGGAAAUAACUGUUGAGUUUCAAGGGCCUGCUAAUGAUAACAGACCAUGAAUAGAGUUGUGGUUCAUAUGGCUGAACAGUUGGGAUCAAUUUGGGAUAGCAGAGUUAACAGUUACCACUAUGAUUAAGGCCCCAUCUGCACUAUACAUUUAAAGCAGCGUCAUCCCACCUUAAAAACAGUCAGGGCCUGCCCCAAAGAAUCCUGGGAACUGGUUUUUUUGUUUAUGAUGCUGUGAGGGAUUAGGAGACCCCGGUUCUCCUCCCAGAGCUACAAUUCCCAGAGUUCUCGGGGAAGAGAGGUUGGCUGUUAAACCACUCUGAGAAGUGUUACUCUGGGAGGAGAACAGGGGUCCCCUAGCAACUCUAAGCACCCUUAACAUACAAGUUCCCAGGAUUCUUUGGGGGAAGCUCUGACUGCUUAAAGGCCUUUAAAUAUACAGUGCAGGCAGGGUCUAAGUGUAGCUCUUCAUGCUCAGCGUUUGAAUUGUGUCAUUUAUAUAACUGUUUCAUGUUAAUUAUGGCUUAGUCCAAAACCAGAGACAAGAAGUGGGGAAGAGCCUUUACUUACUCAGCCUUUACUUUGGGAAAAAGUAGCAUCCUUGCAAAGAGCACAGUUCUUACCUGAUAGGAUUUAUUUUUGUAAUAAAUCAGAAUAAGGAUGAAGAACAGCAUUCCGCUUUAAUGUGUUCCGUUGUAAAAAGACCAGCUACAAAUGUUAGUUUCACUUUCUUUGCUUAAAUCUAUUAAACAUUGAUACUGAUCUU
Podarcis lilfordi (Lilford's wall lizard) is the source of this 11171-nucleotide messenger RNA. The record is from the annotation of a GenBank genome assembly. NCBI's taxonomy places the organism in Eukaryota, Metazoa, Chordata, Lepidosauria, Squamata, Lacertidae.